Molecule: messenger RNA, 1721 nt
Organism: Gastrolobium bilobum
Lineage: Eukaryota; Viridiplantae; Streptophyta; Magnoliopsida; Fabales; Fabaceae
Product: transcription factor MYB61
Exons: 3
Coding region: 100-1431 (443 amino acids)
Biological process (GO): regulation of stomatal movement
Source: RefSeq, a predicted model, not a curated record
CCCUCCUACAGGUUUGGUUCAGUGCCUCAUAGGAAUAGACAAACUUGUGUUAAUUGGAAAGGUUCAACCUUCAUUAUAUAGGUAAGGGGAAAUCUAAAAAUGGGAAGGCACUCUUGCUGUUACAAGCAGAAGCUUCGGAAGGGUCUCUGGUCACCUGAAGAGGAUGAAAAACUUCUGAGGCAUAUUACUAAGUAUGGCCAUGGAUGUUGGAGUUCUGUGCCUAAGCAAGCAGGUUUGCAGAGAUGUGGUAAGAGCUGCAGGCUUAGGUGGAUCAACUACUUAAGGCCUGAUUUAAAGAGAGGAACAUUCUCACAAGAAGAAGAAAAUCUUAUCGUUGAACUUCAUGCAGCAUUAGGGAAUAGAUGGUCUCAAAUAGCGGCACAAUUGCCAGGGAGGACUGACAAUGAAAUAAAGAAUCUGUGGAACUCUUGUUUGAAGAAGAAACUGAGGCAAAAAGGAAUAGACCCUGUCACUCAUAAACCACUGUCCCAGGUUGAGAGUGGAGAGGACAAUGCUAAGAGCCAAAAGAAAGCACCUGGAGUAUCUAGUGAAUUGAACCUCCUGAAAUCUGAGAGCUCCAAGUCAGAUGCAGCUUCCUCUGAGCAGAGAACAUCUUCAAUUUCCCCAAAAGCCUAUGCACCCGAGAUGGAAGGUUCUUACAGCCCCAAGAUUUACAGCAAAAGUGAUGGCAAUUUGAUAACCAAUUGUUGCAGCAAAGACUUGUUCCUAGACAAGUUUAUGAGUACUCGCCAGGAGAGCUACACCACAAGUUGCCACCCCUCAGAUUUGAUGGGGAAUUUUCCCCUUCAGAUGAGUUAUGCUACCACUGACUUUCUCCCAACUGAUUCAAACUCUAGUCAUUGGUUCAGCCAAACUGGAAGGCCUUUUGAUAUGAAUUCUGAAUUUCCUUUCAAUGCCACUUCUAUUCUUACACCUACAACCAGCUUGUUUCUUCCCAGUUCUUUUUGCUACAAGCCUUCAUUUUCUGUUCCCUCUGACAAUAUUUCUACAGCCUAUGGAUCCAAUUACUGGGAAGCCAAUGCCUCCAACAAUAGCAAUAGCAGCAACAGAAGUAAUAGCAGCACAGAGUUGAGAAGUAGCAGCCCCUUAAACGUACAUAACAAUAUCCUUUCUUCUUGGGGAUUGGCAGAUUGUAGCACCUCUACUAAAGAGGCUCAAAUUCAUAUGAUGGAAAACCAGACUGAAGAAGCCAAAUGGGAUGAGUACCUUCACAACCAAAUCUUAAUGCCAUCUUCCGUACAAAAUCAAGCACCUGAAUCUUUAUGCAACGAGAUUAAGCCUGCCAUGCAUUUGGUACCUGAUACUUUAGGGGCUAUACUACCUCAUACCAAGCAUCAAGAACCGUCUCAAACUUCUAGUAUCUUUUCCAAGGACAUCCAGAAGCUCAGAGCAGCCUUUGGACAUAUGUAGCAGCAUUUGACAAAAACAAAGACAAUAGAUGGGUUCCAAUCCAAGGGAUUGCUAUUCUUAGUACAGGUGUGUGAAACCACAGAUUUUGCUCUUGUAUAUAGGUCUGAUACAAAACAUUUAUUUCACCCUUUUUCGUUUUUGUUAAUACUUGUGAGCCAAACCAUUUGUCUUCUACCCUUUUCUUCUCGGAUGUGGGGUAGAAUUGCAGAAUAAGGAUUGAUCUGCUGUUUUCUUUCUGCUCUUUCUUUAUUUACUACACUGUAACCGCAUUACAAUGGUGCACUUCUAUA